GCUUCCUCCCUUCCAGGGCUUGAGAUAAUUACAACCGGGGUGCCGCUUGAACUCGUGACCGCUUGGCAAGUCAGCAGCCAUGGAUUCCCAGCUGCCACCGUUGCCGGCCACACCCACCACCAUAACCUGUGUCGGCGAUGACCUCCUCCGCGAGAUCUUCCUCCGCCUCCCGGCCCUCCCGAGCCUUGUCCGCGCCGCCUUCGCCUGCAGCGACUUUCGCCGCGCCGUCCGCUCGUCCCCCGCCUUCCGCCACAGUUUCCGUGCGCUCCACGCGCCGCCUGUCCUCGGGUUCUUCCUUGAUCCAAACUUUGAAGUGGCCCCGGCCUUUCCCUGCCCUUGGCGCAGCGGCGACCCUGAGCUCGACCAAGCCGAUGUCAUUGACGUCUGCUUCCCACACUCGAUUCGUAGCCGUCAGGGCUACUUCAUCCUCGACAACGUGAGCGGGAGCACUAGCGCCUACUACAACCCGCUAAUGCAGGCGCUGUAUUUGGACAUCCAUUACAUCUCUCUUCAUUUCUACACUCUCUCCUCCGAAGAUGGCCAGGCGCCGCCCCGUGUGGUCUGUGUCAUUCAGGUCCUCGGAGGGUGGGCACGUGCCGCCGUCUUCUCAUCUGACACCAAGGAGUGGCAAUUUUUUCCGGAGAAUAUGCUGACAAUAAUCGAUGCUGACAUGGCCGGUAGGGUGAUGCGAGGGCUCAUCUGGUGGCCAAACUGUUGCCUGGAAAAAACUGUGGUGCUCAACACCGCGACCUUCCAGUUCUCUCUAAUCGACGUGCCGAGUCCUUCGAUCAGAGAAGAAGAGUCGUCAUAUAAGCUUGGUGAGACUAAGGAUGGGAAGCCCUGCCUGGUAGAUGUAGAGGGUGACAAACUUGUUUCUUAUUUCCUGACAGCCGACGACGAUAGUGUCAUCAAGAGGUGGAUGUUGUACAAGGAGUUCCCGUUGGUCCCGAUUGUUAAGAAUCUCACUGGAUUCUCAAAAGAUGAAGAGCUCCGUCAUGUCUGGCCGAAGGUUGUGACGGUCAUCGAUGGCUUUGUAUAUCUGUCUAUUUUCUACUACAAGGACACACAAUCUUCUGAGUUGUAUCUAUCCUUGUGCCUGAAAACAUCGGAGAUAUGCAAGCUCUUUAAAGGUGCAUAUUGCUACAAUUUGCAGAGCCAUCCCUACGUCAUGGCAUGGCCUCCCUCUUUGUUACAAAGCAAGGAGGAAUCAGAAACUGAAUUCACUGAAGACAGUGUUGCAGACGAUGGUCAUGUUGGCACAGAGAAAGCUUCCUCUGUGCUUGUCGCGGCACUGGAGUCUCUCAGCCAAGCUCUGAUGGAUGACGGUUGUAUUACUAAAGAAAUAGUUGCGGCGGUACAUGCCAGCUUGCACCCCAGCGCGGAUCAAGAUGGCAUCACUAAAAAUGUGAUGGCGACGUUAGAUGCCGUCUUGCGUCCCAACGAAGACGGUGAUGGUCUGCUGAGCAAGAUCACUAGUUUUGAUGCACAGUUGAUAACUGGAAGAGACCGUAUCUUGAGGAGAAGUGUAUGA
Molecule: messenger RNA, 1531 nt
Organism: Lolium rigidum
Lineage: Eukaryota; Viridiplantae; Streptophyta; Magnoliopsida; Poales; Poaceae
Exons: 2
Coding region: 80-1531 (483 amino acids)
Molecular function (GO): protein binding
Source: RefSeq, a predicted model, not a curated record